CUUGGCAGCGGUGACGUCACUAGGUCGAGUGAAUUGAGGUGGAGGCAGCUACGUGAAAGGAAUUGUUUUGAGAAACCAUAGAAAGUACGUGAAUUAAUUUUGUUGCGCUUUUGCUUACGACUCGACUGGUUUGUGGAAACGGUUUAUUUUCGUUCUUGUUCGAGUGUGUGUGCUUCGUCAGUCCCCGUUGCCCGUUCUCGUUGGAGUGAACACAAAGGGGGACUCCAUGAAAGAUGACGGAGGAGGUGACAGUUGUAGCCAAGUGGGACUACACGGCCCAGCAGGACCAGGAACUUGACAUCCGGAAGAAUGAUCGGCUUACUCUGCUGGACGACAGCAAGACGUGGUGGAGGGUGAGGAACGCCUCAAACCAGACCGGCUAUGUCCCCUCCAACUAUGUAGAGCGCAAGAACAGCCUGGUGAAGAAGGCCUCUCUGGUCAAGAACCUCAAAGACACACUGGGACUGGGUAAAGGCAGAAGGAAGCAGAGUGCCAGUGACGCCUUCCCCACGCCCAGCACAGAUGCGGAGUACCCCUCCAAUGGGAGUGGCGGAGGAGGGGCCGAGCGGGUCUACGACCUCAACAUCCUGGCUGUGGUCAAGUUCUCGUACGUGGCGGAGCGCGAGGACGAGCUGACCCUAGCCAAGGGGUCCCGGGUCACGGUGAUGGAGAAGUGCAGUGACGGUUGGUGGCGGGGCAGCCAGGGGGGCCGUGUGGGCUGGUUCCCCUCUAACUAUGUCCUGGAGGACCCCGCAGAGGGUGAAGGGGGUAGAGGAGGAAGGGACUCCCCAGGUUAUCCAGGGAGGGGCAGGGAGGCCACGAUUACCAACGGGCGGGCGGGAGGUGGUGGCAGCCGGGGUGGCGAGGGCAGUGKUGCGCUCCAGCUGGUCCAGACUCUCUACCCGUUCAGCUCAGUGACGGAGGAGGAGCUGAACUUUGAGAAAGGAGAGGUGAUGGAGGUUGUUGAGAAACCUGAGAACGACCCAGAGUGGUGGCGCUGCCGGAACACCCGSGGUCUGGUGGGCCUGGUGCCCAAAAACUACGUGCUGGUGCUGAAUGACACCAACGGGCCUCCCRGGCUCCCCGCCCUUCCGCUGUCGCCCCCCGGCUCACCACAGAUCGGCCAUGUGGCCCCGGCGUGCGAGGGCAAGUUUGCAGGCAGGGACUGGUACUACGGAGGGGUGACCAGACACCAAGCAGAGCUGGUCCUCAACGAGAGAGGAGAGGAGGGGGACUUCCUCAUACGUGACAGCGAGUCAUCGCCCAGUGAUUUCUCUGUGUCUCUGAAGGCRCCUGGGAAGAACAAGCACUUCAAGGUGCAGUGUUCAGAGGAGGUCUACUGUAUUGGCCAGCGCAAGUUUAGCUCCAUAGAUGAACUGGUGGAACACUACAAGAAAGCCCCCAUCUUCACCAGCGAACAAGGAGACAAGCUCUACCUGGUCAAACCGCUGCCCGCACCCCAGCUAUCCUCAACAUGCUGAACUUGAGGAGAGACCUUACUGUCUGUUUUAGCCCAGUCACAUAGUUCGUAUUGGUCCUGUUUCCUUUGUUAGUUAAAAAUAAAAUCAAAAUGUAAACCCUC
Messenger RNA from Salvelinus sp. IW2-2015, 1582 nucleotides. It is a transcript of the gene nck2a, whose product is annotated as NCK adaptor protein 2a. The record is from RefSeq and is a predicted model, not a curated record. Bases 234 to 1481 code for a protein of 415 amino acids. Gene Ontology annotation, biological process: cell migration; positive regulation of endoplasmic reticulum stress-induced intrinsic apoptotic signaling pathway; negative regulation of PERK-mediated unfolded protein response. The transcript has 4 exons. Lineage: Eukaryota; Metazoa; Chordata; Actinopteri; Salmoniformes; Salmonidae. Gene Ontology annotation, molecular function: signaling adaptor activity; receptor tyrosine kinase binding.